Molecule: messenger RNA, 951 nt
Organism: Drosophila elegans
Lineage: Eukaryota; Metazoa; Arthropoda; Insecta; Diptera; Drosophilidae
Product: achaete-scute complex protein T5
Exons: 1
Coding region: 68-721 (217 amino acids)
Biological process (GO): positive regulation of transcription by RNA polymerase II
Cellular component (GO): RNA polymerase II transcription regulator complex
Molecular function (GO): RNA polymerase II transcription regulatory region sequence-specific DNA binding; protein dimerization activity; DNA-binding transcription factor activity, RNA polymerase II-specific
Source: RefSeq, a predicted model, not a curated record
UCAAGUAGAGACGAUCCCAGUCAUUAUUAUAUACUCAACGUUAUAAAUUCGAAAUCUCUGGAAAAAAAUGGCUCUGGGCAGCGAGAAUCAGUCUUUGUUCUACGACGAUGAGGAGGUGGCAACUUCUCCGGUCAACGGGCCCUCCGUCAUCCGACGCAAUGCCCGGGAACGCAAUCGCGUCAAGCAGGUCAACAAUGGCUUCAGUCAACUCCGGCAGCAUAUUCCCGUGGCCGUAAUUGCCGAUUUGAGCAAUGGUCGUCGGGGAAUUGGACCGGGUGCCAAUAAAAAACUGAGCAAAGUCAGUACCCUCAAAAUGGCCGUAGAGUACAUACGCCGUUUGCAGAAAGUCAUUGAUGAAAACGACAAGCAACAGCAUCAGCAGCAGACGCAGCAACAGUUGCAGCAGCAACAUCUGCAUUUCCAGCAGCAACAGCAGCAGCAGCAACAUCAGCAGCUGCAGCAGCAGCAACACUUCUACGCCUGGCAGCAGCAAUUGCAAUUGCAGUCGCCCACUGGUAGUGUGAGUUCCUGCAACAGCAACAGCAGCAACAGUUCCUAUUACACACCAGCAACAUCGGCGAUCGCAGCAGCAACACCGUCCUCCAAUAUUGUCACCAAAUUGGAAAACAGCUACGAAGACUACCGCAACAAUUCCUGCAGCUCUGGUGCCGAAGAUGAGGACAUCCUCGACUACAUAUCCCUCUGGCAGGACGAUCUGUAGGGAUCUCGAUUUCGACAUCCUUCCCUGCAAUUGCUAGUCGCACUCAACCAUCAAAAAAACACAACGAACCAUUGAUUGGCCAACAAGUAUUACCUCAGCCACAAAGUAUUUAUAUUCCCCAAAACCAACUUUUUUUUGCCUGUACAAAUUAGUGUUUAAGUUUUUAUAUAGUUUAUAAGACUAGGUUGUAAAUGGAAGACAAUGUACACUUAAGAAUCUCUUUUUUUUAA